Messenger RNA from Lactuca saligna, 438 nucleotides. The record is from the annotation of a GenBank genome assembly. NCBI's taxonomy places the organism in Eukaryota, Viridiplantae, Streptophyta, Magnoliopsida, Asterales, Asteraceae.
AUGCUCUUGCUCCAAAAUUCGUUCAUGGUAAACCCCUCCCCAUCUUCUCAAGAUUCCGCUUAUGCUAAAUCGCACCACUACCACGAGAAAAUCUUCCAACCAUCCACCGUACUGCCUCUGCUAAACCGUACAACCACCCUAAUCACCUCCUCCACCACUUGCCUCUUCCAUACCGCCACAGUCGAACCACCAGCACACCAGCGCAUCACGAACACAUAUUCGCACCGGUCACCACCUCUAAAAAUAAUAGCCACACCAUUAGGUGAUCUUCACUACACCAAAUCCAUCUACAUUUGUUUACCUUCGUCAUUUAUGGUUACUAACUUUCAGUUUGCUGUUAUGGUGAUUUUCAAGUUGUUCAUUCUGUUUUUUGUUCAUUAUGUAAUUGGAGCUUGCUUGGAGACAAGGCCCAUGCCAGUUGACUGGGAAAUAACAUGA